ACAAAAAACGCGUCAUCUCCCUCCGCACGCAUCGCGGCGUUGACAGCGCGCGUCUAUCAAACAAUACCACGCCAUCCCCUCAAACUGUUUCUUCUCUUCCAAUCUCGACUAGGAGCAUCGCGACCCCCCGACAAACACAUCAAGCCAAAGCUAACGCCGAUGGUGAGCCAGAUGCGCGGCCUCCUGUCGCAGUUCAACCACCACCCAAAGUCAUCGUGAGAGGAAACCAACCGCGUGUCCAAUCGACUCGACCAAAUCUCCUCCAUCAAUGGACGGGAUCCUCCCACCCACCACAAGACACAAAAGCUGGCUGCAACUAAUAGCCGAAGCGUACGAAAAGGAACAUGGACCUCUCCCAGACCCCGUCUCGACUGCCGGGUCCUUUCUAGUUACCGCUCCAAAGACCCCCGUCGCCUCAUACGACAUGGUCGGCUUCGAUGACGAAUUCGUUGCCAUACUCGAAGAAAAGCUCAAUGGCAUUCUAUGGCACCAGAAAUUGCGACGGAACCUAUUUGGCCCUGUCGCUGACACAUUCCCGAUCGGACAUACACCUCCAGGCUUUCGGGAACCAUACUUUGCUGAACGGGAUAAGCCAAUCGACACCGACAGCGAGGACGACGAUAGUCCUGAGACGCAGCGUAUACUCCAGAAGUUCAGCAUCAUUAGGACAAUGAAACGCGUUGCUAUGCCGCGAUCACCAGGCUUUGAUAAGCGCAACGCUAAAGCAAAGAAGAGGAAGGUAGAAGACAUUAGGGUUAGGGAGGAUUUGCGAGGUUUAUCUGCUCCCUCUUUACAAACUAGUUCAUAAUGCGGAGGAGAUACUUCCUAUACAGUCAAGGACGGGUUCUUCCCCGCGUGUAUGUGGGUAUCGCAUUUAUCCACGUAGCAAUUGCGAAUUGCAUGUGCAGAUAACCCUAACCCCGACUCUAGGUACGCGGCAUUUGGCCGAUGACGAAGGGGGAGGGUAUCCUGCUUCUUGGGGUGUCGCCGUCAAGGAGUCUUUGGGCUUUCAGGUUAAUGG
Messenger RNA from Phialemonium atrogriseum, 1021 nucleotides. RefSeq lists its product as uncharacterized. The record is from RefSeq and is a predicted model, not a curated record. Bases 269 to 808 code for a protein of 179 amino acids. Lineage: Eukaryota; Fungi; Ascomycota; Sordariomycetes; Cephalothecales; Cephalothecaceae. The transcript has 2 exons.